AUGGCGAAAUCUCUAGACAAGGUUCACAAAAAGGUUCACAAGAAGAAGGGCGGCAGAAUGGACAGUCUUCAUGUGAACAGCCGGGAUGCAAAACGUCUGAGGGCAGCCAGUGCCCGAGAGGAAAAGCUGUCACGCCUCAUGGACGCUGCAGCAAGGGUUAACCAAGUCUAUGUCGAGCGAAUUGCUUGGUUCAAAAGUGCACUAGAAGGAUCUGUCGGUGCGCUGACAGAAGAAGAACUGCGGGUAUUGACACGAAGCUUUAUCGAUCGGGAAGAUGCACAACUAGAAGAGGCGAAAGCACAGCGCCGGCCUGGACGACCUCGCACCAAAAUCGAAGAAGACAUAAUCAUGCGCAAAGAUGACGAAGAGCGCGAAUUCAAAUCUGGCUUUUGGAUUCCAGACCUACGAGAUGAUGAAGGCCGACUCAAAUUGGACCGAUGGGCCGGUGAUUGGGGUGGUCUACACACCCUAAACUUCAUCCGCGUUGUGCGAGAUGGAGACAUCAAACCUUCUAGUUUCCCUCCCAAAGGCCUCUCUUGA
Exophiala bonariae is the source of this 540-nucleotide messenger RNA. RefSeq lists its product as uncharacterized. The transcript has 3 exons. Bases 1 to 540 code for a protein of 179 amino acids. Gene Ontology annotation, cellular component: nucleus. The record is from RefSeq and is a predicted model, not a curated record. NCBI's taxonomy places the organism in Eukaryota, Fungi, Ascomycota, Eurotiomycetes, Chaetothyriales, Herpotrichiellaceae.